This is a messenger RNA of Pyrus x bretschneideri (Chinese white pear), 1612 nucleotides long. Its product is annotated as amidase 1-like. Bases 42 to 1259 code for a protein of 405 amino acids. The transcript is spliced from 9 exons. The record is from RefSeq and is a predicted model, not a curated record. NCBI's taxonomy places the organism in Eukaryota, Viridiplantae, Streptophyta, Magnoliopsida, Rosales, Rosaceae.
AAAUGUGGAGCUGCUGCUGAGGCUGAGAUUGUCUGUGAGAGAUGGCGAUAGACUCAGAUCAUGGAGCUUUCGUGGAGAAAUUCCUUCUCCGACCGCCGUCUUCAUCACAUGACCUUCCUCUGAGCGGCCUCACCUUUGCCGUUAAAGACAUAUUUGAUGUGGCUGGACGUGUGACUGGGUUUGGGAAUCCUGAUUGGGCGAGGACUCACCCGGCUGCUGAAUCAACAGCUCCGGCUGUUUCGGCAAUAUUAAAUGGAGGUGCGACAAGUAUUGGUAUAACUGUCAUGGAUGAAAUGGCAUACUGUAUAAAUGGAGAGAACAAGCAUUAUGGCACACCCAGAAAUCCGUGCGCACCAGAUAGGGUGCCUGGAGGCUCUUCUAGUGGUUCUGCUGUUGCCGUAGCUGUAGGCCAAGCAGAUUUUUCCUUAGGAACCGACACUGGAGGAAGUGUAAGAGUUCCUGCUUCAUAUUGUGGAAUUUUUGGUUUUCGGCCAUCUCAUGGUGUCAUUUCUACUUCUGGAGUUACUCCUCUGGCACAAAGUUUCGAUACAGUGGGAUGGUUUGCAAGGGAUCCUGCGAUUUUGAAUAGAGUUGGACGAGUGCUACUCCAAUUGCCUGAUACCGGUCCUGUCGUACCCACUCAGUUAAUCAUCGCAGAAGACUGUUUCCGGUUUUCAAGUGUUCCAAGCAGUCGAGUGAAACAAGUACUUGUUGGCUCAGUUGAGAAGGUAUUUGGGGGUCAUGUUAUAAAACAUGCUAACCUCGGGGACGUUGUCAAGGACAAAGUUCCAAGCUUGAACUCUUUCUUGGAUAAAGGAAAUCCAAGUGAAGAGUACAUUAUACCAUCAUUGGCAGCCCUAUCAACCGCCGAUCGUCUACUUGAAAGGUAUGAAUUCAAGAGAAACCAUGGUGAAUGGGUUAGUACGGUCAGACCUGACUUAGGUCCCGGGAUAGGAGAACGUAUAUGGGCAGCUGUUCGGUCAACAGAUGAAAAUGUCGAUGUUUGUCACUCCGUGAUGACUGAAUUGCGUGCUGCCCUUACUAACCUUCUCGGGGAUUUCGGUGUCCUCGCAAUGCCUACAGUUCCAGGGGAUCCACCAAAGCUGCAAACAGAUCCUACUACUCUGCACAAUUUUCGUGCCAGGGCUUUCAGCUUCUUAUCCAUCGCCGUAGUUUCCGGAUUCUGCCAGGUUUUUAAGCCCUGUAUCUAUCUCUACCUCUUCCUUCCCCUCUCCAUGUUUGUGUUACUAUACCACUAGGGAUGUACGAUAACCUACCUGUUUCAGUUUCCUUGCUGGCAAAGCAUGGUUCGGAUGGGUUCCUGCUCAAUCUUGUCGAGACUCUUUGCGACACUCUCAAAGAACACGUCGGGAAGUUGUGAAUGUUGACUACAGGAUUUUGAGUUGCAGAUCUGAUAAUCUCUUCCUGAUAUGCAUGUCCUUGUAAGUUCUGCUAGUUUGGUAUUGUUAUGUUUUCACAAAAACUGUUUCUUCUGUAUUUUGAGAAUAAGCAGCUGUAAAAUAAAGUUGUUGAACGUUUGCUAAACUUUUAUUGUAAAAGUGCUUGUAAAAAGAAAAUAGUAUAUGAGUGUUUUGAAAACUUUUAUAUAAAA